Sinocyclocheilus anshuiensis is the source of this 4489-nucleotide messenger RNA. RefSeq lists its product as uncharacterized. Bases 660 to 2777 code for a protein of 705 amino acids. The record is from RefSeq and is a predicted model, not a curated record. The transcript has 7 exons. Lineage: Eukaryota; Metazoa; Chordata; Actinopteri; Cypriniformes; Cyprinidae.
AUUCUUAAAAAUGGUUUUAGGAAGCCACUGGCUAGACAAAACAUAAUGUUGUAACUAUCAGCACAGUAUAAUUAAAGUACAUAUUAAUUUUCUGUCUUCAUAGGAAGCUCAAAUUUGCGUCAGAACAAGCUGACGCACUCAUUUUAUGACUGAAAUGCAUUUGUGCUUCACUUUUGCUAACAAAAACUAAAUUAUGUAUAUUGUUUUUUUUUUAUUAAGCAUCUUUCGAAUUAAUGCAAAGAACAAAAGUAUUUAAUUGUUUUAAACACGUGUUGCAAUUUUUCUACAGGGUCUUUAAGAACAUUUGAAGUGUUCACCCAGGUUAACUUUCCGAUAUAAACGUCUUUUUCGCCACGAGUACAGCCUAUUAUUGUAAAUACAAAUGUAUAUUUUGACGGAAAUAUUGAGUGCUGUCAUGCAUGGUUGUGUAAUAAACGAAAUACAAAGCACAUUGCCAUAGCAUUUAUCUCGUACAUGUACUUCCGGUGAUAGCGGAAGUACCCGCCGCACGUCCAUUAAAAGCAAAAUUAAUGGCUUUUGUAUAAAAUACUGUCAAAUACAGAAGAAAUUAAGAGUUUGCAUUGACAAAUGCUGCUUGAUAUCGAGCAAAGAGGCAGUGAGCACCGUGCGUGAGCGGACACCGGAGGUGAUUCUCCCGUAUGAAGGGGAGGAGGCUCAACAUGGAGGACUGCUUGCACACUUCCUCUGACAGCCUGGCUAAACUGGUGAAAUGGGCCCACAGUCACGGAACAAUCUGCACCUUGAUCCCCAACCUCAAACACAUGCUGAACGAGGGCUCUCACGGGACCCUCACGGCCCUGUGGGGCUGCAGCGCCGGGCACGCCUACCACUGGCCCCUUAACACCACCUGCAAAAAGGGAAACAGAGAACGCAACCAAGAAAGCCGAAGCAUCAACACGGACAGCAUGAUUCAGGCAGUCGCCGUCAUGCAGAACAUCUCAGAGCGCUUCCUCGGCAGCGCCGCGAAAAACAAGGGCGAUUUCAGUCAGAUCCAUGACUCGUGUGACAUCUCCAACUGCAGCGAACCGUCCGAGAUGGACGACAACGGCGAGGAGUACAACAGCCACCUGUACGACAUCGUCUGCGAGUCCUCGGCUACCGACGAAGACGGCGACUCCGAGUUCAACCACACCUCCAGCGUCACGCACAGGAAAAGAACCGGAAAAGGAGCGGGAACCGAGGACAGCACUGACCUGGCGUCUAAGAAAAUCAAACAAGAGAGAGGCGAAGACUAUUACAGUGUGGCCAAUCCUCAGAUGCCCAGCAGCUCGGAUGGGAACUGCUCUACCGGAGGCGUUACGCAGUCGCCCAAACCCAACGUCCAGAACAGACCAUCAUCCAGGUCUUCGAUGUCCCAGAAGCCGUCCUCGUUUGACGGAGACUCCAUGGCGGUGUCCUCGUCACCACUGGACAGCUCCCCUUCGUCCAUGAUCAAGCCCCUGCGUGCACCUUUCCACGUUACCCAGAACAAAAUGCAGGUGAACUCGAACCCAGCUUGCAGUCAGAGUUUGGCGACCUUGCCCCAUUCGGGAAGGAUUGACUCUAUGGGGGUGCUGCACAGGGACGAGUAUCCCAGGUCUUCUUUGUCUUACGGAGAGGCUUCUAUGGGUGUAAACCCUGAAAUGGAUCUUCUAGCAGCGCAGGAACUUAAUACAGAAGCUCGAGCAGACAACACAGGUUCACACGAGAAGAUGGAUUAUGCUGUGAUUUUGAAAGCCCUCCAUGAGCAUCUGAUUCCAGCUGCACACAGUUCAGAAGAGCAGUUCUGCCCGUCAGAUCUCAGUCCAAGCAGUGAGAGGUAUUUUGAAGAGAGAAAACACCUGGAAGAGUUUAUAACAAGCAUAGAUACGAUAACUCUACAAAACCUGCAGACGGUCAUUGAUCGAAUCCUGGUCUUUCACGAGCGGACGCAGAUGCCUCUGUCCAGUCCGGCUCGACUGGGAGAGCAGGAGCUGUUUCCUGGGAGCGGACUCUACCUGCCGCACUACAAACUGGCGUCCAUGCUGCAGGAGUCCCGGCAGGACAGCAUGAGACUCUUCCACCUGCUCUUCGAGCACUUCUUCAGCGAGGAGGAUCUUAACGGGGCCGUCGCUUUUGGAAAGAGGGGAAAAGUACCUGAUGGGAAAAAGAUCUUGGACCGAAGAAGAGUGGAUGGGAUUAUGUCAUAUGUUCUGCGUUGUUCUACUAUAGACGGAUGGACACCUGUGGAAUCAUCUAAGCUGAAGAAGGCCUGUAUUAAUAAAUGCAGGCUUCGAAUCGGUCAGAAAAAGAAGCAAGAAUCUUCUCAAGAGUCCUUUAUUUUUUGUGACGAACAAUCUUCAGGCAAAAAUGACCCUUCCUAUAUGAACCACUGCCUUAAACCAGUACUGAACUGUAUGUUUACCUGCCCUGUGCAGGACUACAAGGAAUAUGCUCAGCGCAGACCUCAAGCAAUGCUCUUUGAAGAUGCCCCCUUUUAUCUGUCCAUCAAGCCUGUGGUCAGCCUCGCUGCCCCGCAUUGGUACAACUGCCAAGCUCUGGGAAAGAACAAAUUAGCAAAGAUGGUGAAGACCAUGUGUGAGAAAGGCAACAUUCCAGGGAGAAAGACCAAUUUCAGCGUUUACCAGAGUUGCAGCUCCUUGUCCGAGGCCCAGAGCAAUCAGCUAGUCCUGAUCUGCAAUGACCUCAGGCAACAAGCCGUCCAGUCAGGGAGUUCCCAUCCUGGCAGCACCAACUUUGUCAUUGCUGGUUCUUUUGACUCUACUGACUCUGCUUAAAGCUGAAGUGUAAUUUUUGAGCCACUAGUAGCACCAAACCAAUCUGCUGUUUCCGAACAAGUUUCCCAAACACUUCUUCCGUCUUCCAUUUUUUUGGACAAGCAGGUAGUCCUGGCCCAAAAGGCAUUUGUUGAGCAAGAAGUUGAUGUUUUGGACGGCUUAAACCAAUGAGUCAAGGUUCGGAUGAUUAGAAUGAUUCAGUUAGCCACUGUAGACAGAUGCCUAGACCAGGAGUUACCAACCUUUUUGACAUGAAGUGCCAUUUUUAUUUGUUUUUUUUCCCCCAUUUAAAAUUAGCUGUUCUCUGAUAUAGUUAUCUUUGCCAAGUGAUUUUUUGGAGGGCUCUUCAAAGCCUCAAAUGUCUGCUGCCUUUUGUGUCACUCAGGAUAGUCGCUUGUGAAGGGCUUGGGACUGUGCGUGUUCUUGUGGUGCCAUCAGCCAAUCAGUGUUGUCAGCAUGUCACAAUGUAAUUUUGCAGUGGCUCCAGAGUUAAUAGUCACAUGGCAUUCACAGCUCAAAUAAUUGGAUCAGAAAAAAAUCUUUAUCUAGAACUGUCCAUGUUCAAAGAUAGUGGAUACUUCCAGAGGUCUUGCACCAGCUGAGCAACUGCCAUUUGGAUAAAUGGGAAUGCUAAUGCAUAUAUCUCUCUUUAGGUAUGGCUUGAAUAAACCAAUGAAAGGGCCACAGAGCCACUGUGUCUACACUCCUCAGAAAAUCAAUCUAUAAAUUGCUGCGUGGGAUAGGAGAAAGUAUUUUACCACUGAAAAAAAUACAUAUGGCAGCUUUAAAUUCAAUUGUAUGACUGACUUAGGCAAUCUUGUUUCAUGUCUCAAUGCUCUGUUCUUUUAGGUAAGCAAAGUCUCAAUUGUUGUUUCUGUCAAUAUGUAUGAAACUACAAUGUUGUCUUUUUGUCUUGAUUAUAUUAUAAUUACACUUGUCUUAUGUGCAAUGCAAAAUGUUCUUUAUCCAGUGCAGUAUUAAGUCAGCUUAAGGCAUUUGGAUGCUAAUUUUGUGUUAAGGUAUUUUUACUGUGUACGGCAACAAUUAUGAGUUUGACGAUGAAGCUAAUACCGUAUGUCGAUCCAGUUAUUCCGUAUUUGUUGUAGACAUAUGAAUGUAGUGGAACUAAUCCUGCUAUCUUUCGUAUAUAUUCCUGUUUUGAAAAUGUUCUGUGUUAGUGUAGAUGUUCUCUUCAAUAGCACUUAUUGGAUACGUUACAUUGUUAGAUGCUGUGUGUUAGAUUUAUUACAGAUAUGUGCCUGCUCAACAUAUGUGCCUGAUAUUAUAUCAUUUAUUCUAGAACAUACACAACGAGGAUUAUUUAAGGUUACAAAAACAAACAAAAUGGUUAAAAAAUAAAGUUGAGAAACAAAUAUACAACCAUAAAUAAAGCAACCCUGCAAUAUGAAUACGGUCAGAUUUUUUUUCUUUCUGGUUUUUAUCUCACAUGGCUCAGUUUUAGAACUACGAAAUUAUUUGUGGACCACACAAUUCCACUAACACGACAUUUUAAAAAAUUUUUCAGCUCCACUGAUUAUUCCAUAUCACAAUUAGUUGCAAAUAUGAACUGUAUUACAACGCUAUAGACCAAUUUCUGUGUUUUCCAACAGUGAUGACGUUUUUUUGUGGGCGGAGCUUAUCUGGUGGCAGAACGUGACAGCUUUAAAAUAAAAGAAUAAAAAAAGGUAAUUUUGAGUUUAUAUUUCAAAAUU